AUGAGCGACUCAGCCGAGGCGGGCGACUACAUCUCCAGCCGGCAGAUCCCGCGGCUCUUCGAGAGCAUGUUGACAGGACUGAUGUAUUCCCGGCCAGAAGACCCCAUCAGCUACCUUGAAGGAUGCUUGACGAAGGUCCGGGCGAUGGGUGGUCCAGAGAAGCUGCAGUGGGACACGUUCCUCAGUCAAGAAGAUGUUCAAUCUACCGCUGGGGGCUUAAACAAGAAGGCCCUCUUCCAUUCAGCACUGCCUUCUUCCACCUCAGCCCCCUUCGGCUCCCACCAGGACGUAUCCUGUGUGCAGAGCCAGUUCUCCAUCGAGAGCGAUUCCGACAUGACCGAAUCCACUGGGCUAAUCCAGGAAUACGACGUGUUUGACCCUGAACGGCCCCGUCCGAAGAUCGUUUUUGUGAUAGGGGGUCCUGGGAGCGGGAAGGGGACGCAAAGCCGGAGGAUGGCUGCUCACUUUGGCUUCGUCGGCGUCUCCGUCGGAGAAAUUCUGCGCGCUCAGACGCUCCGUCGUGUCGCCAGCGACAAGAAGUGGGAGCUCAUUGCCAAGAUUAUUGCCGACGGAGAGUUAGCCCCGUCGGAGACGACCGUUGAAGAGCUGAAGCAGCAGUUCAUCAAGCACCCAGAGGCCAAAGGUUUUGUGGUGGAUGGGUUCCCGCGAGACAUUGGCCAGGCCUUCCUGUUUGAGGAGCAGGUUGGUUCUCCAGAUGUUGUGGUCUUCCUGGCAUGCUCGAGUCAACAGCUCCGGCAGCGACUAAAAGGAAGGGCUCAGGACCAAGGACGCUUGGAUGAUAACCCUCACGCCAUUGAGCGCAGGCUGGAGACCUUCAAGCAGAAUGCUCAGCUGAUUGGGAAGUACUACCAGGAGAAGGGCAUCUUGGUCCGGUUCGAUGCGGACGGAGAAGAAGAUGAAAUAUUUGCUGCCAUCAGUUCCUGCAUUCAGCAAUGGCUGCAGCUAGAGAGAAAAAGAAUUCUGG
Protobothrops mucrosquamatus (brown spotted pit viper) is the source of this 985-nucleotide messenger RNA. RefSeq names its product adenylate kinase isoenzyme 5-like. The record is from RefSeq and is a predicted model, not a curated record. Gene Ontology annotation, biological process: nucleoside triphosphate biosynthetic process. The transcript is spliced from 8 exons. Gene Ontology annotation, cellular component: cytosol; cytoplasm. Gene Ontology annotation, molecular function: ATP binding; AMP kinase activity. NCBI's taxonomy places the organism in Eukaryota, Metazoa, Chordata, Lepidosauria, Squamata, Viperidae. The annotation marks the transcript as partial.